Messenger RNA from Conger conger (European conger), 709 nucleotides. It is a transcript of the gene fam163ab, whose product is annotated as family with sequence similarity 163 member Ab. The record is from RefSeq and is a predicted model, not a curated record. The transcript has 5 exons. Lineage: Eukaryota; Metazoa; Chordata; Actinopteri; Anguilliformes; Congridae. The coding region runs from base 251 to 709 and encodes 152 amino acids.
GCUCUUUGGGAGACUAUCCGUUCUGUUUCAACUCUUCGUGAAAUCGUGUUUGAAAAGGAUUAAACAGUGGUGUGUGAAGAUCUGCCCAAAUCCGCACCUCUCCGUAGGGACCGGAGAGGACCCUCCCUGGCAGUUCCCCACUCUGCCCUGCAUCUCUCUUCCAAUGUGAGUUCUGUCCCUGCUGGUGGGCUGGUGGUAGUGCAGGUAUUAAAGCACACUUUGCUGGAUGGUUUGAUGGAGAUCUGGUCGGAUGACAGCUGGAACGGUUGUCAUUACCGGAGGAAUUCUCGCAACGGUGAUACUCCUGUGUAUCAUAGCAGUGCUUUGUUACUGUAGGCUCCAGUAUUACUGCUGUAAGAAGAAUGAGCUGGACGGAGACACGGGCUCCAGCUCGCUGCCCCAGUUCGCCUGCAACGCCUGCAGCGCUCCCGGGCUGGACGGGGCGGCCGUCACGCCCCUCUCCCUGUCCGCCGCCGACCCGGCGCCGGCCCGGAGCUACUGCCCCACCUGCUCGCCGUACGGCUCGCCCUUCUACGUGCGCACCGCGGACGAGACGCGCAACGGCGGCGAGCGCGUCACCUACAUGCCCGCGCACUACGAGAACCCGGCCCUGUCGCUCACCCUCUCCUCCCUGCACAGCGCCCCGCUGACCGCCCGCAACCCGCCAGACUUCUACGCCAACACGCGGGCCAUCAGCACCGAGGUCUGA